AUCAGGUCUCUAGAAGCCGCACCGUUGAGCCCGUUGCCCCUGCUAAGCUUACCAAGAGAAAUACGCAACCACAUCUAUGCCCUUGUACUAUCAACUAGUCCGCGGGGUCAUAUCGAUUUCAGUCUGACAUUGAACGAUAGACGCAUCAACCAGUUGCAACUGACCUGUCGCCAACUUUACAGAGAGACUCGGCUGCUCGAAUUCAAAGACAACCCUGUGAAGAUCAAUGACCAUAUAGCCGAGUCCUCACUUAGGGAUUUACUGGACGAAAAACACCCAUCAGAAGCAAAGAUGAUAUUUCUUGGCCUGACUCGCUCGCUCGGUCUCAAGAGACUUUCGUGGAUUAAGAGUCUAACACUCUCCAACCAAAUUUCCGCUGUGGACCACGCGAAUUGGUCAGAAUUAAGAGAGAUGGCGAGCACGAUGGUCCACUUAACCAAAGUCUUGAUGAACAAGCCAUCGCUACGAGUGAAGUACAUCAUGCACCACUUCUGCAGGGCGAACCUGCUCAAUAAGUUGGGCGACGAUGUUAGUGACAUCUCUAUCGGCACGCAUGGCAUCGUGCUGUCUAGCGUCAUACGCGGCAACGCUCUAGAGGACAUGUGGCCAACAACAACAGCAGUAGUACUAGUAAUGAGGGAAUCAUACGAACGCACAAUGAGUAUAGCAGAAAAGCUCCCUGCUCUUCGGGUUGUGAGGGAAGCGUCAUUAAGAGUGAAGAGACUGGGACAGAAUCAGAUUCUUUCCUAA
Messenger RNA from Alternaria burnsii, 750 nucleotides. RefSeq lists its product as uncharacterized. The annotation marks the transcript as partial. The transcript has a single exon. NCBI's taxonomy places the organism in Eukaryota, Fungi, Ascomycota, Dothideomycetes, Pleosporales, Pleosporaceae. The record is from RefSeq and is a predicted model, not a curated record.